AUGUCGACACUCACGACGACCACCCUGAACACGUCUUUCCCGCCUAUACUUCCAGCACCAUUUACAGCCAAUCAACCCCCAACCAUUCGACUGUACCCUCUUUCAAACUACACCUUUGGUACCAAGGAGACGCAGCCAGAGGAAGACCCCUCGGUCCUGGCGAGAUUAAAGAGGCUCGAGGAACAUUAUGACAACUAUGGCAUGAGGCGGACGUGCGAGGGCAUCCUAGUCUGCCACGAACAUAAUCACCCGCAUGUGCUCAUGCUGCAAAUCGCCAAUGCCUUCUUCAAACUGUAUGUUCUGGUCCCCUGCUUCGCUCUGAGACUAGCUAGGGCAAAACUGAUCGCAUCGGAAUUGGAUAGGCCAGGCGACUAUCUCCCUCAUGACGCGGACGAGAUCGAAGGAUUCAAGCAGCGCCUGAACGAAAGACUGGCACCUACAAACCCCAAAGAAGGAGACACCGAGUGGGAAGUCGGGGACUGUCUGGCCCAGUGGUGGCGUCCUAACCACGAAACAUUCCUCUACCCUUUCCUCCCCGCCCAUGUCUCCCGUCCCAAGGAACUCAAGAAGCUUUACCUCAUCCACCUCCCUCCCAACAAGGUGCUUUCUGUACCCAAGAAUAUGAAACUGUUGGCCGUGCCCUUGUUCGAGCUGUACGAUAACACCGCACGCUAUGGGCCGCAGCUGAGUGCCAUUCCACAUUAUCUGUCGAGGUACCGGUUUGAGUAUGUCGAUGAAGAGGGCAAAGUUGCGAGCGUCAUGCCUGGGGCAGGGCCUUUGCCAGGUCCCGAAGGGACUGCUCCUGUGAGUAUUAAGGUGUUGGCGGAUGGGGACGCCGCUGCAACAGUGGAAAUGGAGGUUACAAAUGGCCAUUGA
Cladophialophora yegresii CBS 114405 is the source of this 876-nucleotide messenger RNA. RefSeq lists its product as uncharacterized. Gene Ontology annotation, cellular component: mRNA cleavage factor complex. The coding region runs from base 1 to 876 and encodes 291 amino acids. The record is from RefSeq and is a predicted model, not a curated record. The transcript is spliced from 3 exons. Gene Ontology annotation, molecular function: mRNA binding. NCBI's taxonomy places the organism in Eukaryota, Fungi, Ascomycota, Eurotiomycetes, Chaetothyriales, Herpotrichiellaceae.